Messenger RNA from Durotheca rogersii, 2370 nucleotides. RefSeq names its product major facilitator superfamily domain-containing protein. Gene Ontology annotation, cellular component: membrane. Lineage: Eukaryota; Fungi; Ascomycota; Sordariomycetes; Xylariales; Xylariaceae. Gene Ontology annotation, biological process: transmembrane transport. The coding region runs from base 311 to 1879 and encodes 522 amino acids. Gene Ontology annotation, molecular function: transmembrane transporter activity. The record is from RefSeq and is a predicted model, not a curated record. The transcript is spliced from 9 exons.
CCCAGGCUGGUGAGAGGUCCGCGACCCGCGAUAGAUACGCAGCGUCGUAUCGAUCCCGUAAUGCUGCAGCUCGCAUCUUACCCGGCUGCUAUCGAAUCGACCGGUAGCCCUAUCUCCCAAUGAUAAAUAGUCCCCAGGGUCCUCUUUGUUCCUCGACGCCCUCUACUAUUCGCUGUCGCGAGGCGCUCGGGUUUUUCUUUCCUCUACAUAUCGGGACAUCGUAUUCUCGACUCGUUCCAAGUAACUCGCAGGGAGGGAAAGGAGACAGAAAAAGAGGGGAAGGGAAAAGAAAAACACGACGCUUCUUAACAUGACGAGCCCGCCGAGCGACAAAGGCGAAGUAGACCUGGUGGCCUCCAACGAGGAGGGAGGGUCCAUCGGUAAAGAUGUCGAGGCCACCGCCGCGCAUAGCGGUCCCUCUGGUGGUGCCGCGGACCUGGAUUCGGCUGAGAGGCGGGGGCUGAGAGCGCCCGAGAUCAUCGCCAGGUUGACGACGGAGGAGCGCCAGGAGCUCGAGAGGCGGCUGAGGAAAAAGAUCGAUCUACGCCUGCUCCCUAUGCUCGUUCUCAUGUAUAUCUUGAAUUACAUCGACCGAAACAACAUCGCUGCCGCGAAACUAGCUGGCCUGCCGGAAGACCUGAAUCUUGACCCUAACGCGAGUGAAUUCCAGACGGCCGUCAGUAUCCUAUUCGUCGGUUAUCUCCUCAUGCAGGUGCCCUCGAACCUGUUCUUGAACAAGAUUGGCAAGCCAGCCAUCUAUCUCCCGACAUGCAUGUUGGUCUGGGGUGUGAUUUCGGCGGCGACGGCGGCGGUUACCAACUUCGGCGGCCUCAUCGCCGUUCGGUUCUUCCUCGGUUUCGUCGAGGCCGCUUAUUUCGUCAGUCCCACGAAGGAUACACGGAAGGAGCUCGGCCUGCGCACGGCAAUUCUCUACUCGGGUGCGCUCAUCUCAGGCGCGUUCUCGGGCCUGCUGUCGGCCGGCAUCACGCAGAACAUGAGCGGCGCGAGAGGGCUGGGCGCUUGGCAGUGGCUUUUCAUCAUCGAGGGGGUCAUCACAGUCGGGAUCUCGUUCUUGGCCUACUGGGUCCUUCCCAACUUUCCCCGGACGACAUCGUGGCUUAGCGAAGAAGAGAGGGCGUUGGCCAUCUGGCGACUGGAGGAAGAUAUUGGCUCGGACGACCGGGCCGAUGGCGAGCACCAGUCGCUCUGGCACGGUGCCAGGCUAGCCUUCGCCGACAUCAAGACUUGGGUCCUGCUAUUCCUACUCUUUGGCAUCGUCGCCAGCGGAUCCGUUACCAACUUCUUCCCGGCAGUAGUCAAGACCCUGGGGUACAGUAACGUAAUCACGCUACUCCUCACCUGCCCUCCCUAUGUUCUGUGUGUCAUCACGACCUUCGCCAAUGCGUGGCACGCGGACCGGACUGGCGAGCGUUAUUGGCACAUCACGCUGUCGUUAUUCGUCGCUCUGGCAGCGUUCAUAAUCGCAGCUGCGUCCACGGGCCUCGCCCCCCGGUACCUAGCCAUGAUGCUCAUGGUUCCCGGUGUUUACAGUGCGUUCGUCGUAGCGCUCGCGUGGAUCAGCAACACGUUGCCGCGACCGCCGGCCAAGCGCGCGGCGGCGCUCGCCUUCAUCAACGCAGUCUCGAACGCGUCGAGCAUCUACGCGUCGUACAUGUACGAGGACCGGAUGGCGCCGCGCUACAUCGUGGCAAUGUCGGUCAACUGCGGCACCGUGUGCCUCUCGAUCGUCUCGGCGACGGUGCUGCGGUUCAUGCUCGUGCGCCUCAACCGAAAGCUCGAGCGGGGCAUCUUCGUCGAGGGCGCCAUCAACGCGCUGCCCGGCGAGGCCGCGCAGCACGGGUUCCGGUUCAAGUACUAGCUCUCUUGUUUCUUGUCUCGGGAUCUGAGCUUUGGGAUGGGAAUGGGCGGUAGGAGACAACGGAUCGACUUCGGACACGGGUGGUUCCCCUGAGUCGGUGGGUGCGCGGAGGGCAUUGCCGACAGGUAGAUACCUAGGUACUAGACCCCGACCGAGAGACACUGGGCUUGAGGACAGGAAAAAGGAGAUACAAUUGUCCUCUGCCGACACUUCACUGAGACUACGUAGAAGGAUGGCCUACGUGCCUUGCCUACUCACCUAAGAUACCUACCUACCUACGUGCCCAGUGUUGCAACUAUUUCGCAUGAUGAUACCGUCAGCCAACUCGGUCAUCGCUUUCCCCUUUGCUCGAAGGGCUAUUGAUCCCCCGUGGUUUCCGUGUUCAUUCCAUCGCUAGCCACGCUUCCUUCCGGCACGUCUUGAAGCAGGACGAACCCGCCUGCCGCGACUCCAGUAACGUGGCUUCACCCUCUCACCUCCUCCUCGCCCCU